This is a messenger RNA of Mus musculus (house mouse), 2218 nucleotides long. It is a transcript of the gene Nsdhl, whose product is annotated as NAD(P) dependent steroid dehydrogenase-like. The record is from RefSeq and is marked validated. The transcript is spliced from 8 exons. Lineage: Eukaryota; Metazoa; Chordata; Mammalia; Rodentia; Muridae. Gene Ontology annotation, molecular function: 3-beta-hydroxysteroid dehydrogenase (NAD+)/C4-decarboxylase activity; oxidoreductase activity, acting on the CH-OH group of donors, NAD or NADP as acceptor; 3-beta-hydroxysteroid dehydrogenase [NAD(P)+]/C4-decarboxylase activity. The coding region runs from base 216 to 1304 and encodes 362 amino acids. Gene Ontology annotation, cellular component: endoplasmic reticulum membrane; endoplasmic reticulum; lipid droplet. Gene Ontology annotation, biological process: sterol biosynthetic process; cholesterol metabolic process; secondary alcohol biosynthetic process.
GAGCGUCAAUUGGUUGCGCCAGAGCCAAGCUAGACCAAUCAACAUUAUGAAGGAAGCUCUGCUGAUUGUGGGCUCAUAUCUAUCAGUAGAAAAGGGUGGCGGGUGUUCAGCCAGACUUCUCUGGUUGCCGGUUGUCUGCAAGCUGAGGUCGAUCAUUUGAGUGUCUAAACCGGGAAGAAGAGUUGAUUGCAAACGAAACCAUACUUUGAGCCAUAAUGGAACAAGCUGUUCAUGGUGAAUCAAAGCGAGGCCAGGUCACAGGAACACAUUUGACAAAUGACAUUUCCAAAGCUAAGAAGUGCACAGUGAUUGGAGGCUCUGGGUUCCUGGGGCAGCACAUGGUGGAGCAGUUGCUGGAGCGAGGCUAUACUGUCAAUGUAUUUGAUAUCCACCAAGGCUUUGAUAACCCCCGGGUGCAGUUCUUUAUAGGCGACCUGUGCAACCAACAGGACCUGUACCCAGCUCUCAAAGGUGUAAGCACAGUUUUCCACUGCGCGUCCCCUCCGCCGUACAGUAACAACAAGGAGCUCUUUUAUAGAGUGAAUUUCAUUGGCACCAAGACUGUCAUUGAAACCUGCAGAGAGGCCGGAGUUCAGAAACUCAUUUUAACCAGCAGUGCCAGUGUUGUCUUUGAGGGUGUUGACAUAAAAAAUGGAACUGAAGACCUCCCUUACGCCAUGAAGCCUAUUGACUAUUACACAGAGACCAAGAUCUUGCAGGAGAGAGCAGUACUGGAUGCCAACGACCCUAAGAAGAAUUUUUUAACCGCAGCCAUUCGUCCUCAUGGCAUUUUCGGCCCAAGGGACCCCCAGUUGGUCCCAAUCCUAAUUGAUGCAGCUAGAAAGGGCAAAAUGAAGUUCAUGAUUGGAAAUGGGGAAAACCUGGUGGACUUCACCUUCGUGGAGAAUGUGGUUCAUGGACACAUCUUAGCCGCUGAGCACCUCUCCCAAGAUGCAGCUCUAGGUGGAAAGGCAUUUCACAUCACCAACGAUGAACCAAUCCCUUUCUGGACGUUCCUGUCCCGCAUUCUGACAGGCCUCAAUUAUGAGGCCCCUAAGUACCACAUCCCCUACUGGAUGGCCUAUUACCUUGCUUUCCUGCUAUCUCUACUGGUGAUGGUGGUCAGCCCUCUCAUCCAAAUCCAGCCAACCUUUACACCAAUUCGAGUGGCAUUGGCUGGAACAUUCCACUAUUACAGUUGUGAAAAAGCCAAAAAGCUCUUUGGGUACCGGCCACUGGUCACCAUGGAUGAAGCUGUGGAAAGGACUGUGCAGAGUUUCCACCACCUGCGGAAGGACAAGUGAAGUUCCCCAGUGCCCUCCCCAGUAACUUUCUCCUCUCUGUUCUAAAGAACGCAUAUCCUUAACUGAGUUUCUCUUGACCUGUGUGUCCCUUGCUGGUUAGAUGGUAGCAUACCUGACACCCUCCAUGACAUUGGAGGUGACAACAGGAGACAUUUCUCCCAGGAUAGCAUUGAACUUCUCAGGCAGAGUCAUAAUCUACUGCUUGGGUCUUUUUCUCUCCCCCACACCCCUACUUCUGUCUCCUGGGUUCAUUAUCAGAAAGACAGCACUAAAGUGAAGUCUUUAUCUGGGGUCUUAAAAAUUGAAGCAAAACCAGAAAUUGUAAACACACAGUAAGCCUUCAGACAUACAUUUUAUAUGAUCACAGUACAAUAGCUCAAAGUAUUGAUGAAUGUAAUCCCCAAUCCUUAAGGAUAAAUCCACUGCUGGUUCCUUGCCCCUCACAUACUGUCUAGGUCUCUUUCAAAGAUGGUUGCAGUGUCUGCCUCUAUUGUUUUUCCAUAAAUCAUUUCAAUUUAUCCACAGACUCUGGUGUGGUCUUUAUUGCUCAGUGAUGGUGCAAUGCAAUGGUACAGUGUGUGCUGUGUUAGCUGGUCAGCUCCUAAUAAACAGGAGAUGAUGGCUGCUUGGCAAUAAGCCAAAAAGAGUGGUCUCCUUCAUCGACAUGAUGUUUGAGUAGAAACUCCUCCGUGAGAUGGGGCAGAAUGGGUUACAGACAUCUUUGCAGCUCAUUUCACAGAACAUUAUUAGGCCACUUUCCAAAGAGUACAGGCCACUAACAAUCCAGCCAUUUCUGUUCUCUGAACUCAUUGAAAUGUAUUCUUGAAGAAUUCUAAGUUCUUCUUCAUCACUGUUCAACAGUAAGAUGAUUGGGGGAAAAUAACAAAGAAAUAAAAGCCAUACAGUUUGUGUUG